Molecule: messenger RNA, 1479 nt
Organism: Neohortaea acidophila
Lineage: Eukaryota; Fungi; Ascomycota; Dothideomycetes; Mycosphaerellales; Teratosphaeriaceae
Product: acetylornithine aminotransferase
Exons: 2
Coding region: 1-1479 (492 amino acids)
Biological process (GO): arginine metabolic process
Cellular component (GO): mitochondrial matrix
Molecular function (GO): transaminase activity; pyridoxal phosphate binding; identical protein binding
Source: RefSeq, a predicted model, not a curated record
AUGUCUCUUCGUCCAUGCAGUAGGCGCAUCGGCGCUGCUCUGCGCCAGCAGACCUGCAUCCUCCAUCAAACCAAGAGACGAUGUCUAGCCUCUGCAUCGAGUCUCCCGCGAGAGACGAGAGAAGCAAUCGAGAAAGAAACCACCCUCCCCACCCCCGACCCCGCCUCCGACUCCCAAACCGCGCGCCUCAUCUCCUCCCAAUCCCCCUACAUCGUCCCCACCUACGUCAAACCCGCGCCCAUGUUCCAAAAAGGCGAGGGCUGCUACCUCUGGGACGUCGAGAACCGCCGCUACCUCGACUGGACCGCCGGCAUAGCCGUCAAUGCCCUCGGCCACUGCGAUCCAGGCAUGUCCGCUAUCCUCGCACAGCAGGGCCAGACGCUCGUGCACUGCUCGAAUUUGUACCAUACCCCGUGGCAGGGGGCGUUGAGUGAGUUGCUCGUGGAGAAGACGCGGGCUUCCGGAGGCAUGAAGGAUGUGGCGCGGGUGUUUUUGUGCAAUUCCGGCACCGAGGCGAAUGAGGCGGCGAUCAAGUUUGCGAGGAAGUAUGGGAAGAUGGUGGGAGGGGAGGAGGGAGGGAAGGUGGAGAUUGUGAGUUACAACAAUGCGUUUCAUGGGCGCUCCAUGGGUGCGUUGUCGGCGACGUGGAACCCCAAGUAUCAGAAGCCUUUUUCGCCGAUGAUUCCGGGGUUCGUGCAGGGGAAUUACAACGAUAUGCAGUCCAUCAACGAGGUGGUGACGGAAAAGACGUGCGGAGUCAUUGUUGAGCCCAUCCAGGGCGAAGGCGGUGUCAACGCCGCGAACGUGGAAUGGCUGGAAGCACUGCGCAAACGCACGCGGGAAGUCGGAGCACUCCUCAUCUUCGACGAGAUCCAAUGCGGCCUAUCGCGGACGGGAUGGCUCUGGGCUCACGCGGAGCACGGGAACCGCGACAUCCAUCCCGACGUCCUCACCACCGCAAAAGCACUAGGGAACGGCUAUCCAAUCGGCGCAACGCUCGUAACGGACGAAGUCGCAAGCAAAAUCGUUCCCGGCGACCACGGGACGACAUUUGGCGGCAACCCGCUCGCAUGCCGCAUCUCGCACUACCUCGUCACCCGCCUCGCCGACCCGGAGCUCCAAACGCAUGUCCAGCACCAAGGCAAGCAGUUCGAGAAGGGCCUGCGUGAGAUCGCACAUCGCUUGCCCGAAGGCGUGGUGAAGGAGAUUCGCGGCCGAGGUCUCAUCAUCGGCAUGCAGCUCAACUCCGCCGUUGCUCCUGUCAUUCAAGCUGCGAGGGAGAGAGGGCUGUUGAUCAUCAAUGCCGGAACAGACGUGUUGCGAUUCGUGCCGCCGCUGAUCAUUGAGGAUGCGGAGGUGGAGAAGGGAAUGGAGGUGCUGGAGGAGGCGCUGCAGUCGACUUUCAACAAGGAUGGUGGCCAGGAUUGGAGGAAGGCGAGGCAGGCGGUCAAAGAUCGGGAGGAGGCGCCGGAUACUUGA